This is a messenger RNA of Mustela erminea (ermine), 2383 nucleotides long. It is a transcript of the gene RTKN, whose product is annotated as rhotekin. Gene Ontology annotation, cellular component: actomyosin contractile ring. Lineage: Eukaryota; Metazoa; Chordata; Mammalia; Carnivora; Mustelidae. The transcript has 12 exons. Bases 586 to 2280 code for a protein of 564 amino acids. Gene Ontology annotation, biological process: actomyosin contractile ring assembly; mitotic cytokinesis; septin ring organization. The record is from RefSeq and is a predicted model, not a curated record.
GUGCACGCAGCCGUGCUUGGGGAACUUAAAGCGGGAGGGGGAUCGAAGAAGGGACAUUUGGGAUUGCAGGAAGUGAGAUGAUCACUUCGGAAGCUGCUUAGGGGCGCAACUGGGCGCGGUCCCAGCGUCCUCCCAGAACCGCAGUGUGCCACGCGGCUAUUCCUGCGGCCAAGGGAUUUUCCGCGCGCAGGGAGUGCGGCUUGCCAGGUGGGGGCGGCUGCUGGGCGGGGCUUCCCUGGGCCCGCCCCUUGCCCAGGUGAGGCGCCGGAGCCUGGGGCGCGACCGGAUGGUGCGCCCCCGCAGUGCUCAAGAGGUGUAGGGUGCCUGGCUGUCGGGUUGUCGGGCCAGGCCUGCUUGACGCCCCAGGACUGGCCGGGCUGGCCGGGCCUCUGGCCGGGGUGGAGGAGGGUGCCGCGCCCUGCCCGGCCCAGGUGUCGUCUCCGGGGGCGGAGUUUGGGAACCGGGCUGCGAGAGCUUCCCGGCCGCACCGGCAAGCGGGCGUCGAGAGACAGCGGCGGACGAGACCAGGCGCGGCCAGGCGGCUCUGGGAACGCACCGAGUAGGUAAAGGCGUGGGGCAAUCAGCAUGUUCUCGCGAAACCACCGGAGCCGGGUCACCGUGGCCAGGGGCUCCGCCCUGGAGAUGGAGUUCAAACGCGGCCGCUUCCGACUCAGCCUCUUCAGCGACCCGCCCGAGGACACAGAGUUGCAGAGAAAGCUAGACCAUGAGAUCCGGAUGAGGGAAGGGGCCUGCAAGCUGCUGGCAGCCUGCUCCCAGAGAGAGCAGGCUCUGGAGGCCACCAAGAGCCUGCUGGUGUGCAACAGCCGCAUCCUGAGCUACAUGGGUGAGCUGCAGCGGCGGAAGGAGGCGCAGGUGCUGAGGAAGACUGGCCGGCGGCCUUCAGAUAGCGGGCCACCUGCUGAGCGCUCCCCUUGCCGAGGCCGUGUCUGCAUCUCCGACCUCCGGAUUCCACUCAUGUGGAAGGACACAGAAUAUUUCAAGAACAAAGGCGACCUGCACCGCUGGGCUGUGUUCCUGCUGCUGCAGCUAGGGGAACACAUUCAGGACACAGAGAUGAUCUUGGUGGACAGGACCCUCACAGACAUCUCCUUUCAGAACAACGUGCUCUUCACCGAGGCAGGGCCAGAUUUUGAACUGCGACUGGAGCUGUACGGAGCCUGCUUGGAAGAGGAGGGGGCCCUGGCUGGAGCCCCCAAGAGGCUUGCCACCAAACUCAGCAGCUCCCUAGGCCGCUCCUCUGGGAGGCGUGUCCGGGCGUCACUGGAGAGUGCGUCGGGUUCGGGGAGCAGUCCCAUUCUGCUCCCCACCCCAGCUGUGGGUGGUCCUCGUUACCACCUCUUGGCUCACACCACGCUCACCUUGGCGGCAGUGCAGGAUGGGUUCCGCACACACGACCUUACCCUCGCUAGCCAUGAGGAGAACCCCGCCUGGCUUCCCCUCUAUGGUAGCGUGUGUUGCCGCCUGGUGGCUCAGCCUCUCUGCAUGACUCAGCCUACCGCCAGUGGUACCCUCAGGGUGCAGCAAGCUGGGGAGCUGCAGGACUGGGCGCGAGUGCAUGGAGUCCUGAAAGGCACAAGCCUCUUCUGUUACCGGCAACCCGAAGACGCAGACACUGGGGAAGAGCCGUUGUUUACUAUUGCCAUCAACAAGGAGACUCGAGUCCGGGCAGGGGACCCAGACCAGGCUGCAGGCCGGCCCUUGACCCUGAGCAUCAGUAACCGGUAUGGGGAGGAUGAGGUGACACACACCCUUCAGACAGAGAGCCGAGGAGCCCUGCAUAGCUGGAUGGAGGCUUUGUGGCAGCUUUUCUUUGACAUGAGCCAGUGGAAGCAGUGCUGUGAUGAAAUCAUGAAGAUUGAAACCCCUGCUCCCCGGAAACCACCCCAAGUCCUGGCCAAGCAGGGGUCCUUGUACCAUGAGAUGGCUAUUGAGCCGCUGGAUGACAUCGCAGCGGUGACAGACAUCCUGGCCCAGCGGGAGGGCACAAGGCUGGAGACACCCCCACCCUGGCUAGCAAUGUUUACAGAACAGCCUGCCCUGCCUAACCCCUGCUCACCUGCCUCAGUGGCCCCAGCCCCAGCUCGGACCCACCCCAUGCCCUGGGGGCGACCCCGAACAUUCUCCCUGGAUGCCGUCCCCCCAGACCACUCCCCUGGGGCUUCCCGCUCCGUUGCCCCUCUCCCCCAGCAGCGAUCCCCACGAUCCAGAGGCCUCUUCAGCAAAGGCCCACCCCGCCCUUGGCUCCAGUCGCCAGUCUGAGAGAGAAAAGUGCUGGCCGCAGGAUCUGGCCAGAGGAAGAGACAGCCUACAAGCAGCUGGGCUCCGGGUGCGGCGCUGUCGGCAGCAGGUUGGCCAGCUUGGC